GUAUAUAAAGGGACACAAGUCCACUACCUUAAGCACAUCAAACACCUCUUUCAAUUUUCAAAACUUUCUUGCAAAUCAUGGAUGCACAAAAAGUUUUCAUCAUCUUUUCCCUCUUUAUUUCUCUAUCAUGUGCCACAAAUGUGGUUGAUUUUUGUGUGGCGGAUCUCAGUUUUCCCGUUGGACCAGCGGGGUACCCUUGUAAAAAUCCUGCUAAACUUACUGUAGAUGAUUUUGUUUACUCUGGUCUAAGUGUUGCAGGUAACGGGUCAAAUGUUUUCAAACUCGCAACAAAUGUAGCAUUUGAUGUCACAUUCCCGGCUUUGAACGGUCAAGGGAUUUCCAUGCUCCGAGCAGACAUCGGUGUAGGUGGAGUGGUCCCACUCCACUCACAUCGAGUGACAGAACUUAUCUAUAUGGUAUCGGGCACGAUGAUUGCGGGUUUUAUUAACUCCGAUAACAAACCGUUCUUUAAGACCUUGAAUAAGGGAGAUAUUAUGGUCGUUCCACAAGGAUCGUACCAUUUUGCCGUUAACACCGGAAACACUCCGGCCAUUGCAACGGCUACUUUUAGUAGUGCAAAUCCUGGCAUUCAUGUUGUUACCACAUCGAUUGCUGCCAACAACUUGCCCACGGAUAUUAUUCAGAAGAUCACUUUGUUGGAUGCUAAGCAAAUUCUUCAAUUGAAAAAAUUCUUUGGUGGCUCUAAUUAAUAUGAGUACAAUGUACGUUAGCUAUUGAACAGAGUUGUAUUUUAUCUUUUUCUUAUAAUAAUAAUAUUAUGAUUUAAGCCAAUAAACAAGUACUUGGUAUGUUUUUUACAUUGUUAUUUGAUUUGGAGUAUAUGGAUAAUUAUUAAUAUUACUCCCCCCUGAAUAUUCCAACAUGUUGCUGACACACGAACUUUUAUUUUCCAAUUGUUUCUAGCGGAAUCAAAGAAGUAGUCAUUGAUAACCAAAAUUAAAAAUGAAAGAUGUGAUUGGUAUGGUUUAUGAAUUGAACAAUACGAUCAAUUUAUAGGAGUUAAUCAAUUAUAAAUUUGAAUAUGAUUAGAACUUUCAAUAUCUAUCUUGAAGAGUUAUAUUGCAUUAAUGUAACUUGGAAUCAUUACCUCAAAAAAAAAAAAAAAAAAAACUUAAAAUUAUUAUAUGAUUAGAAUUUUCAAAAUUUUGUAUUU
Molecule: messenger RNA, 1174 nt
Organism: Spinacia oleracea (spinach)
Lineage: Eukaryota; Viridiplantae; Streptophyta; Magnoliopsida; Caryophyllales; Amaranthaceae
Product: auxin-binding protein ABP19a-like
Exons: 1
Coding region: 78-710 (210 amino acids)
Molecular function (GO): manganese ion binding
Source: RefSeq, a predicted model, not a curated record